Messenger RNA from Ochotona princeps (American pika), 2727 nucleotides. It is a transcript of the gene HLCS, whose product is annotated as holocarboxylase synthetase. Gene Ontology annotation, biological process: protein modification process. Gene Ontology annotation, molecular function: biotin--[biotin carboxyl-carrier protein] ligase activity. The transcript has 11 exons. The record is from RefSeq and is a predicted model, not a curated record. Bases 61 to 2685 code for a protein of 874 amino acids. NCBI's taxonomy places the organism in Eukaryota, Metazoa, Chordata, Mammalia, Lagomorpha, Ochotonidae. Gene Ontology annotation, cellular component: cytoplasm.
GCCGGCGGGCGGGGCGGGGCCGGCGCCCGGGGCGGGCUGGCGGCGGCUGUGGCGCCGGCCAUGCUCAUCACGCUGUGCUACCUGUACCUGUGGGCGCGCUGGGGGCGCCGGCCGGCCGAGCUGGUGCGCACCACGGUGCGGCGGCUGCGCGCCUCGCGCUGCUCCUUCACCUUCUGCGGCGCCGCCGCACAGCCCCGCGACGCCCGCGUGUGCCUGAGGCGCGGCGGCCGCGUCUUCUGCGUCGCCGAGGGCCAGUCGGUGGAUGACUUGAACACAUGGGCCCUGCUUAUUGUCUCUCCCUUUCUGCUCGAGGCAGAGCACGUAGCGUUUGUGACCGAGAGCAUCUGGGUCCGAGGGGGCAGCGUGCAGAGGCCGCCUUCCUCGGCAGAAACGGUUGUCAGGUGGUCGGAUUACUGCUUGCCCCUGGCCUGCCACCCUGGAGAGCCCUACCGGCUCAUGGCUGAAGCGAGCGUGGACAACUUCAGCAAGCUGGGUGUGGCGUUCAUGGAAGACCGGCUGCAGAUGGACGACGGCCUGGUGCCCCAGAAGAUUGUCUCUGUGCACUUGAGAGACUCCACACUGAAGCAACUCAAGGACCACACCUUCAGUGAAGAGGCCCAGCCGCUGCAGCCGAGCCCCGAACCCUCUCCCGAGAUGGAGCCCGCUCAGGGAGUGACAGAGCCCGUUGGCAACGAGGACUCGAGUGAGGGCUCCCCCGCACAGAGGAGGAACAGCGCCCCCAGGAGUGAGCCUGCCUCGGGGGAGAGCGAGGCAGUGGGGGGCUGCACCGAUCACUGUCACCUCCACCUGUCUAGCUGCCACGAGUGCUUGGAGCUGGAGAGCAGCACCAUCGAGUCCAUCAAGUUUGCCUCCUCAGAGGACAUUCCGGACCUCCCGUACGAUGCCAGCAGCAGUGCCGAGGGCUCCACUGCUGAGCCCUCCACUGCAAGAGCGGGCAGGAAGGUCAACGUGACGGGGAAGGCUCCCAACAUCCUUCUCUACGUGGGCUCUGACUCCCAGGAGGCCCUCAGUCGGCUGCAGCAGGUGCGCUGCGUGCUGGCUGAGUGCGUGGACCCCGACAGCUACACGCUGUACCACUUGUUAGAGGAGAGCGCCCGCAGGGACCCAUGGCUGGACAACUGUGUCUUGUUGGUCGUGGCCACACAGGAGGCCAUUCCCCAGGACCUGUCCCAGAAGUUCCUGGCCUAUCUUUCCCAGGGAGGGAAGGUGCUGGGUCUGUGCUCCACCUUCACACUUGAUGGCUUGGAGGUCACCAACAAGGGCACGCCGUGGGGGACGGUGCAGAAGCUGGUAUUCUCCAAGGCUGACGGGAGCCAGGUGCGGCUCAGCGUCCUGAGCAGCGGCCAUGUCUAUGAGGACCGUGCUGAGGAGCGGCUGAGCCCUGGCCUGCUGCGGGGCCACCUGCAGGAUGCGGACGAGGACCGCUUGAUCGUGCAAGUGCCUUAUGGAGCCUGCGGAGGAGAAGCGGUUCUUUGUCAGGUGCACUUAGAACUGCCGCCCAGCUCUUCCCUGGUGCAAACUCCAGAAGAUUUCAAUGUGCUCAAAUCAAGCAACAGUUCACGGUAUGAAGUCCUGCUAGAGAUCCUGACGACCCUGGGCCUCAGCUGUGACAGGAAGCAAGCACCUGCCUUAACUCCUGUUUACCUUCUGCCGACUACUCAGGAAAUCCGGGAUCCUCUGAUGAAGUGGCUCGAGCGGCAAGUGGAUCCUGAUGGAGUAAUCAAGUCCAGCAAGGUUUCCCUUAAGUUCGUUUCAUCCUGCGCACCUGACAUGGAGAUAUCCCCAUCUUCCAUACCCGUGGUCACUGAUGUGGAGACCUUCUCGUCAGAACAUUUUGACCUGGAAGUCUACCGAGAACACCUGCAGACUCGGCAGCUCGGAAGGACGGUGCUGUUCGCCGAAGUGACCCCCACAACCAUGAGCCUGCUGGACGGGUUGAUGUUCGAGAUGCCGCAGGAGAUGGGUUUAAUAGCCAUCGCAGCCCGGCAAACCCAGGGCAGAGGGCGGGGACAGAAUGCCUGGCUGAGCCCCGUGGGGUGCGCCCUCUGCACAUUGCUGCUCUCCGUCCCGCUGAGGUCCCUGCUGGGCCAGAGGAUCCCGUUCGUGCAGCAUCUGAUGUCGCUGGCUGUGGUGGAGGCCGUCAGGACCAUCCCCGAGUACCAGGAUAUCAACCUGCGAGUGAAGUGGCCCAACGAUAUUUACUACAGUGACCUCAUGAAGAUCGGCGGAGUUCUGGUUAACUCAGUGCUCCUGGGAGAAAUGUUCUAUAUACUCAUUGGCUGUGGCUUUAAUGUAACGAACAGCAACCCCACCAUAUGCAUCAAUGACCUCGUGGCCGAGUACAACAGGCAGCAUCAGGCAGCGCUGAAGCCCUUACGAGCCGACGUCCUCAUCGCCAGAGCCUUGACGGCGCUGGAGACGCUGGUGGACACGUUCCAGGCCCAGGGGCCCAGCGGCGUGCUUCCUGUCUACUACAAAUACUGGGUGCACAGUGGCCAGCAGGUGCGUCUUGGAAGCGCCGAGGGGCCUGAGGUUUCCAUCGUGGGCCUGGAUGACUCCGGCUUCCUCCAGGUGCUCAGGGAGGACGGAGAGGUGGUCAGUGUGCACCCGGAUGGCAACUCCUUUGACAUGCUGCGGAACCUGCUCGUGCCCAAAGGCCAGUAGCCACAGGGACCGGAGCCUCAUUAUCCCCGGCACUGGCCGCCC